Gracilinanus agilis (Agile Gracile Mouse Opossum) is the source of this 1725-nucleotide messenger RNA. RefSeq names its product RRAD and GEM like GTPase 1 (gene REM1). Gene Ontology annotation, cellular component: plasma membrane. Bases 126 to 1037 code for a protein of 303 amino acids. Gene Ontology annotation, biological process: negative regulation of high voltage-gated calcium channel activity. Gene Ontology annotation, molecular function: calcium channel regulator activity; GTPase activity; GTP binding. Lineage: Eukaryota; Metazoa; Chordata; Mammalia; Didelphimorphia; Didelphidae. The record is from RefSeq and is a predicted model, not a curated record. The transcript has a single exon.
GUUCCCUGGGCCCGUGGCUAGAAGAAACUCCUAAGCCCAUUAGACUCCAGGUCUACCCUUAGAACAAAAAGGACCAAAGAAGGAAGCCAGUGACCUCUCUGCCCAGCCUUUUAUUCACAGGAAAUAUGUCAACAGUUCUCUCCAAGAUGACACUGAACACCCAGCAGGAUCCCCAGAUGGUCCUGAGAAGGCGAGCCAGCACCCCAUUAUCUAUAGCAUCAAAGUCUAGGUCAGGCCUUUUGGCCCCCAAACCCCCCAGGAGACUGAAUCACCCCCAACUCUGCCAGUCAUCCUCUCUCAAUCCCCCGGCUCGGCCCCCUUCGCCUGCCCUGGACAACUGGUCCUCUGACUCCAGCGACUCUGGUGAUUCCCUGUACCGGGUAGUGCUCCUUGGAGACUCCAGGGUAGGGAAGACCAGCCUGGCAAACCUUUUUGCUGGUAUACAAGAUCGAGACCUACAGGAGCAUCAGGGAGAGGAUGUGUAUGAGAGGACCCUGUCUGUGGAUGGCGAGGACAUGACACUGCUACUUAUGGACACAUGGGAGUCAGAGAAGCGGGAUGAGAACAGCUGGCACGGUGAUUAUUGCCUACAAGUGGGCAGUGCCUAUGUGAUCGUGUACUCCAUCACAGACCGAAGCAGCUUUGAGAGUGCCUCUGAGCUGCGCAUCCAGCUUCGAAGGGCUCGCCAAGCAGACAACAUUCCCAUCAUCCUAGUGGGGAAUAAGGCAGACCUGGUGCGCUGUCGAGAAGUCUCUGUAGAAGAGGGUCGUGCUUGUGCUGUGGUAUUCGACUGCAAGUUCAUUGAGACAUCAGCAGCCCUGCAGCACAAUGUGACUGAGCUUUUCGAGGGCAUCGUGCGCCAGAUCCGCCUGCGUCAGUUGGAUCAAGAAGCUAACGGGCCCCGUCUUCCAGACUCUCGCCCCAAGAGCCUCAGCCAGAGGGCCCGACGGUUCCUGGCCCGGCUGGCCAUACGAAACAACAGGAAACUAGCACUGAAGGCCCGAUCCAAGUCCUGCCACGACUUGUCUGUGCUCUGACACGAGGCUCAACCUCACUGAGCUUCAAGGACAUAAGAGGGAGAGGGGAGGCACCUGGACUAGCGCCCCAGAUGUUCCUCUAGCCACUUUCCCCAUCCUUAUAGUCACCUCCCUCCUGCACUGAACCUGUUAUCUUAUCCUCCUAGUAUCACUGACAUGACCAGCCAGAAUGAUUUCACAUUGGGAGGAGAGAGAUUCCCAAGCCUUCAGAGAACAAGGCAAAUUGGAAAGGAUAGUCUGUAUCUAGGGAGUUGAGCCUAGAUGUAUUCUCCAAUCUUAUGAGGCCCCUCCCUGUUCAUAUCCAAAAACAGGGAAGCCAUUGUGAUCUGGUUAGUCCAAAAAAUGGAGUAUUGGGACCUCUGUUGUGCCUGGGAAUCAGGAUAGAGAGUGCCAAUGUUGACCAAGUGAUCCAAGUGCCAGCCCUGAACCCUCAGGAGCAGUAGUUAGGUAGUAAGCUAAGGCAAAUGGGUAGACAACAGGUGGUAACUCAAUAAGGCCAAUAAAACCAUCCUUUACGGGAGGAGAACUCCCUAGCUGGAGAUAGGAUGGACAGGAGGAGAUAUGUCCUCCUGGGGAAGGAAAUAUAUGUCACCAUUUGUACCUUUUUUUGUAUUACCUGUCUCAUCACCAAGCUCUCCAGCCAGUUAUGGUCCUAGAAACUCCUGCAAUAAACCAGACCUAAGAGAUA